Branchiostoma floridae (Florida lancelet) is the source of this 3163-nucleotide messenger RNA. RefSeq lists its product as uncharacterized. Bases 1808 to 3148 code for a protein of 446 amino acids. The record is from RefSeq and is a predicted model, not a curated record. Lineage: Eukaryota; Metazoa; Chordata; Leptocardii; Amphioxiformes; Branchiostomatidae. The transcript is spliced from 5 exons.
GUACUUAAAAGCACCUCAAUGGUAAUGUUGUUCUGAUUGAGAUGCUGAACAUCAGCAUCAGCCCCACCAGGCCCAUCGUCUAUUCUGCCAUUUGUGUUCUCCCUAGAGGGCUCUGCUGCAUCGUUCCGUUCAGCGGCGAAGGGCUGCAUUACGCGGGGAUAUCAGGACUGGACACCGUCCAAAAUCUGCGGUGGUUGAAGAGCGAAGUGACAUUACUCGAUGAAUAUACAGGACUUGAAUUACAUGGAACCAAGCUACUGCAUUCCAAAGACCGAGGCGCCGUGACAUUUCUACUGCUCAGGCUGUAAAGGAGCUGGCUGGCUGAGAACACCUUGGACUGACAUUGGAAGAUAUACACAGAAGGAACCUUAAAUUUGCAUUCAUAGAAGACGUCGGUAUAAAAGAACACUUAUCCGGUGCUUCAAAUCAAGGCGAAGUGCUUCAGAAAAGCAGUCAAAAUGCCCGAUGAGACGUUAAUGCUUUGUACGUGUCUGCACAUCUGGGACAAGUAUGGGAGGUUCUUCACAUCACGAGGAUGAACAAUGAUGGCGCGAACUGGUAUUAAGAGAACAUCAUCCGGUGUGACAUUUGAAUCAGCUGCUAAGUGGCUGUGAAUGCUGACGUGUGUGUGUCGAAGAUUGAUCGGCCUGUACAUGAUGACCGUGGCAUUUCCCGCCCAGUCAACGAGUCGCAUUUCGGAAAAUACUUCGGACCUUCUAUGACAUUCAACGACCAGCAUGGAGGACAGGUGGCACUGAGACUGUCUGUGGAAACCUCAUUUCGUUUUAUUGUUCACUGUGUACUCGCAUGGAAUAUAUUGCAUCCAAGGAACGCAUCAACCACUAGGGAGACAUGAAAGAUAUUGCCAAAUAGGCAUGCAGACAAGAGAUAGCAGAAAGUGUUACUGAUGUGGAACUUCUACAAUCUCAUGAAUUACAACUUCCAGAAAAAUUGCUGCGGUAUGGAGUAAACUGGCUGACGGAAUGAGUUUCCAGACUUCGUAGUCUGAGGACUCUUUACUUUAAACCGUUGUAUUUUCGAAAUCAAAGAAGACUCAAGGCUGACGUUCAACCCCCUUUGCGAGCGUCUAGAACUUUGUAGCCCGAGGAAGAGACGUUUACCUUGUUUCUGGGGAACAUACUUUAGGUACAAAGUUAUUACCCCAUUCCAGACAGUAAAGGUAGAUUAUGGACGUCAUAAGGCAUUGCCGCCCUACUGAUGGACGCAGAUGAUGUUUUUCAAUUCCAUCCACUGGCCAGUCGAGACGACCAGAUCUACGUUAUUAUGGAUACCAAUCAUUCGGUGCUAUCUCUCAUGUAUAUGGUUGCAUCUCUCUGAAAUCGUCUGGUGCAAUUAGAGACCGGGUUUCAUCGAUGCCGUACCCUGUGCUCACGGCCUUGUUAUACUAAUAUUUGAGAGGUAACUGAGGGCAUGACAGAAGGCACCUCAACCGUUGCAUGUUCCAAAAGAGAUGCAUUGCCGCAAGGAGAUCGAUACGGUUACCGAACCCGGACAAGUAACGUGAUAUGGUCUGAUCCCUGGUGGGCUGUGCUGAAUUUGGCAUGAAAAGCUGCCAGGAGGUGCAAGUCAAGUAGCAGAUAAGACCUCACGGCGAAUAAGGCGAACACAGCAGAAAGAAGCGGACCUGGAUCCGGAGAUGCUGCCAUCUUCAUGCUGCAUACGCUAACAAGCCGUAUGAAAUGAAUUGCCAGUUCCCAUGGUGUUAAGCUGGUAAAAAGUAAAUUACAUCGACAUCAAGCUUCAUGGAAACAGAGCUCCCAUUGAGUUCGAUCCAAGCUGCCACAACAUGAAAGUGUUGAACUCGGCUGUGGUGAAGGCAAAAAUAAAAGUGGUGAUUGAAGACUUGGAGGAAGUGCUACAGGAGCUGAAGAAAGUUGCAGCCGAACUUCGCGUAAUCAUCGAGCAGAUCGACGAUAUUACUGCAAGGAUAGACCAGGAGGAGGCUCGUGUGAAGUCUUUGCAGCUUCUUAAAGGUCGUGAAGACAGCAUGAUGUCACUUCUUGAUCCACGCGGCCGACCGAAUGGUCAGCUCAAAAUUCAAACUGCCCACUGCAACCACAUCUCGGACAUCACGGGGGGUGCCAGGAGCCGGACCAGGUGUGAAUAUCCCGACAUUCUGGUGUCCAGUCCUCCACAGUUUCAGCAUCUACGAGAGACCGCUAUUGUAGAUACGCAGCUGUUCUAUUCCCUUGGUGCUGAAGGUGGUCAUCGCCAAUAUAACACCAUUGAUACAAGCGAGUUGAGGAAAAUGCAGUCUGCUUCAUGCGUGGAGACAAAGUCGCAAACUCUAAGGACCCCAGGCGAUUGUAGAUAUUCGCCUGUUGGCGCCGAAAGUGAUACGGGCGAUGGUCAAUCUCGUAAGUCGUGCACACUUGACAGACGCAGUGAUUCUGCAACCACACGGCUGGUGACCAUGAGGAAUGGGCCAAUCCGAACAGUCUCUGCCGUCAACACAUCAAGUACAAGUGUUAGCAAACUUAUAGAGUCUGAGGAGGCUCUGGAGACAUGCCGACAGGACACUCACUCCUACGUGCUGCACGGGACCAGGCUGAUGCACACCUGCUCCGGGAGGGACUGCGGUGGGCACAGAGACACGAGUGGUGACAGCGACAGCGUCCUUACAAUAGAGAGUACCGGGAGGCUUGUCAAAGGUCGGACGAGAAACGAGGAGUACAUUUGUGGCGACUCAACUUCUUCUUCGUCGAUAUCAGUACACGACGAAACUGUAUCCAUGAUGAGAAAGUCGACGUCAGGAUGUUUUAGUUGCGCCGCGGCGUCCAACACGGACUCUAACGAGGAGCUCGCCGUGACCAGGUGCCUGAGCACGAGGAGGACGUGGCGUUCACAGACUGUUUCAGACGCUCGUCGUCGCUUUUUCCGCCCGAAAGUCGAGCUGCGUAACGGUACCGGGAUAAGGUAUCAUACGAUGGACGAUCAUGGUAUGAAGGCAGAUACCCACUUUAGGGAAAGUGGAGGGGCACAUUCAGUAUUAACUGACUCACAAACAUGGCUAGUCAGCACUGGCUCACAAACAACUGAAGAUAUUUCAGACGUAGAAGCUGACGAGCGAGUGAAGAACUACUUAAGGGAUUUCGUCAACCUAAGAGACGAAAUAACAAAAUUAUGACACAUCACAUGAAUA